Messenger RNA from Elaeis guineensis (African oil palm), 4170 nucleotides. Its product is annotated as histone-lysine N-methyltransferase ATX4. Gene Ontology annotation, molecular function: protein binding. Lineage: Eukaryota; Viridiplantae; Streptophyta; Magnoliopsida; Arecales; Arecaceae. Gene Ontology annotation, biological process: regulation of transcription by RNA polymerase II. The record is from RefSeq and is a predicted model, not a curated record.
UAGAGAGGAAUGCUUUCACUGCGUUUCCUUCCCCAUCUUCCAGAUCCUCUGCAAUCACAGAGCUCCGCCAUGCUGACAACGGGAGAGUCUCUCAAACUAGACUGACUUGGAAAUGUGAACUCGAAGUGCAAUCGUCUGGAGCGCAACUAUCUUUCACCAUUUGCUUCCCUCCAUCUUUAAUUACCCUUCCCUCCAUCUCCGAUUUCCCUUUCCCGCCAUUAGGGGUGUCUAAAAAGCCACGGCGUUCGGAUCCGAGCACCGGUCUUCCCCUGGAGCUGGUCAUCACAACCGACGCAUAUAUAAGCAUCGAAUUAGAUCCGUACCCAAACUCACGCGAUACUUACGGCACCUCCCACACGGCCACACCCUCUCUCUCUCUCUCUCUCUCUCGGCUUUCGAAAUUUCCGACUUCGACUAGAUUUAGAUUUGGAGCCAAGCGUUCACGAAACCUCCACAAAAACAUAAAAACAAUAAAUAAAUAGAAGAACCAAGCGGAGGAGGAGCUGUAUUCUCUCGUUCCAUCAACCCAUCCAAAUUCUCCCCAAAACCUUGGAAUAGAGAAUUAGGGUUUCUUUCUCCCCUCUUUCUUCGUAAUCUCUUUUUCCUUCGUUUUUCUUUCGAAUUCUAAGUUUCUUAGGGUUCUUUUUCUUCUCAAUCUCGUCCCGAAUUUAGGGUUUCUCGUCCUGGAUUUCGGGUCUCUCGUGCCGUUUCUUGAAGGAUGAUAUUUGAGCGGAGUUCGAGAGCCCGAAUGCCGAGCUUGAAGCCCUGCAACGUGGAGGGCGCCUCCGUUUGCGACGACGACGGCGAGGGGACGGGAGAAACCUGCCGGAAGCGGCGGAGGGAGGAUGAUGACUCGUUUCCGGUUAAGAUGAUCGGAGACGUCUCCACUGCCGCCGGGAUAGCGUACGUUGCCGGAGGGUUCCGGCGAGGGGAGGAGCUGAGCAGUGCUGCCGUGGCGUCGUCCUGGUGUACCGAGGUCUCCUGCUCCGGCGAAGCGGAAUCGGGGUCCCGCGAUGGGGGGGAGCCGGCGGCGCGGCCGCCCGUUGUGCGGACAUCAAGGGGGAGGAUCCAGGUGCUUCCUUCCCGGUUCACUGAUUCGGUCCUCAUUGACCCCUGGAAGAAGGAGAAACCCAAGGGGAAGGCGUCAGACUCUGAUUCCCAUGACGUGGGUGGUGUUCUUGCAGAUCAAGAACAGAGCUUGAGCUAUAAAGGCGCCACCUUUGUUACUGUAGAGCCCAAUUCGUUUGCAUUGCUGGAGGAUGAAGACUGUUAUCGGGCGUGCCGAAAUUUAAGUGCCAAGAAGUACUCCAGUUCUCACAGCACGCUUACAUCCCUUAACGAAAGUUUGGUUGGAGUGGAGGAUAAAUAUCAACCUUUAGUACCUUAUGUGGGGAAGCGAGUGGUUGGUCGUUCAGAGCAAGUGGCAGUGGAAUGCAUGCCUCGAAAGGAGAGUGCUGAGCGGAAGGCGGAUGUCUACUGGCUGGAAGAUUUUGUUUUGGGUGAUAUAGUUUGGGCGAAGUCGGGGAAGAAGUACCCUGCUUGGCCUGCUAUGGUUAUUGAUCCAAUGCAGCAAGCUCCCGAAGUAGUGCUGAACUCCUGCAUUCCAGGAGCUCUCUGCGUGAUGUUUUUUGGGUACUCUGGAAAUGGAAAUGAAAGGGAUUAUGCAUGGGUAAAGCAAGGAAUGAUCUUUCCAUUUAUAGACUAUCUAGACAGGUUUCAGGGCCAAACUCAAUUGUACAAGAGCAAGUCUAGCAAUUUUAGGAUGGCUAUCGAGGAGGCUUUCUUAGCUGAGCAUGGUUUCUUUGGAAUUCAGAUGGAUGGGAUGAAUACAGCUGGGCAGCCUGCUUAUAAUCAAUCCGUCCCUGGAUGUCUACAAGAGGCCACUGAUUCGAACCAUGAUCAGGAAUGUCAAUCACAGAUUCAGGCUGUAAAGAAAUCAGGACCUCAUUGCGAAAGUUGUGGGUUGAGUCUUCCUUCUAAAAGUGCAAAGAAAAUGAAACAUGAUUCAGAACAAUUACUAUGUAGACAUUGUGCUAAGCUUCUAAAGUCCAAACAGUAUUGUGGUAUAUGCAAGAAAAUUUGGCAUCACACAGAUGGUGGAAAUUGGGUUUGUUGUGAUGGAUGUCAAGUUUGGGUUCAUGUAGAAUGUGACAAAACAUGCGGUAGCCUGAAGGAUCUGGAAAACACUGAUUACUUUUGCCCUGAUUGCAAGCCAAAGUUUCAUUUUAAAUUAUCUGAUACAGAGAAAAAGCAUUCAACAGUUAGAUGUGAGAGCAGCAGUUUGCAACACAGACUUCCUGAGAAGAUGAUUGUUUGUUGUUGUGGUAUUGAAGGGAUAUAUUUACCAGAGCAGCAUGUGGUUUUAUGUCAGUGUGGCUCAUGCAAGACGAAGAAGUCAACACUUUGUGAGUGGGAACGGCAUACAGGUUCUAGAAGUAAAAAUUGGAAGAUUAGUGUUAAAGUCAAAAGUACAAUGCUGCCACUGGGAAAAUGGAUUGAACAAUAUGGUGGGUCUUCUGCAAACCAUGCUAAAUGCUUACCCCCAAAAGUAAGGAAACAGAAGCUUAUAGCAUUGCUGCAGGAACUAUAUGAUCCAGUGUACGCUAAAUGGACAACAGAACGAUGUGCAGUCUGCAGAUGGGUUGAAGAUUGGGAUUACAAUAAAAUCAUUAUCUGCAACAGAUGCCAAAUAGCUGUCCACCAAGAAUGUUAUGGAGCACGAAAUGUACGAGAUUUCACAUCUUGGGUUUGCAGAGCAUGUGAACUGCCUCUGCAUCAAUGGGAGUGCUGUCUUUGCCCUGUAAAAGGGGGUGCUUUAAAGCCAACAGAUGUUGAUUCUUUAUGGGUCCAUGUUACAUGUGCCUGGUUUCAGCCAGAAGUUUCUUUCUCUAGUGAUGAAACCAUGGAGCCUGCUGUUGGCAUAUUGAACAUUUCUCCACAAUCAUUUACUAAGACAUGUGUGAUAUGUAAGCAGAUGCAUGGUGCCUGCACAAAAUGCUGCAAAUGUUCCACUUAUUAUCAUGCAAUGUGUGCAUCAAGAGCAGGGUAUCGCAUGGAGCUGCACUGCUUAGAAAGAAAUGGGAAACAGAUAACAAAAAUGGUCUCAUAUUGUGCAUACCACAGGGCUCCAAACCCAGAUACUGUCUUGGUUGUGCAGACGCCAGCAGGUGUCUUCUCUACCAAAAAUUUGCUCCAGAAUAGUGAGAAGCAGACAGGUUCCAGACUGAUUAGGAAGGACAUCACCCUGGAUGCUGCCCCACCUACUUCACCUUCUGAAUCUUCAUCUGCUGCAAGGUGCCAGAUUUACAAAAGGACAGAAACUAAGAGAAAACAAGAGGAGGCUAUUGCCCACCAUUUGAUGGGGCCUUGCCACCAUCCUGUGGAUGCAAUUGAAAAUUUGAAUGCACCUAGGGAUGAGAAGGAUCCUAAAUCAUUUUCGACAUUCAGGGAACGCCUUAAAUACUUGCAGUCGACUGAGCAUGGUAGGGUCUGCUUUGGUAAGUCUGGAAUACAUGGAUGGGGGCUCUUUGCCCAUCGGAACAUUCAGGAAGGGGAAAUGGUGGUUGAAUAUCGUGGUGAGCAGGUAAGACGCAGUGUUGCAGAUCUAAGGGAAGCACGUUAUCGGCUGGAAAAAAAGGAUUGUUAUCUUUUUAAAAUCAGUGAAGAAGUGGUGGUUGAUGCUACAGAUAAAGGAAACAUUGCACGUCUAAUUAACCAUUCUUGCAUGCCCAACUGCUAUGCAAGAAUAAUGAGUGUCAGUGACGAUCAGAGCCGGAUUGUACUUAUAGCCAAGAGGAAUGUUUCUGCAGGCGAGGAGUUAACGUACGAUUACUUGUUCGAUCCUGAUGAAGCUGAGGAAUGCAAAGUUCCCUGCCUCUGCAAAGCUCCAAACUGCCGGAAAUAUAUGAAUUAAUUAGUUGUAUAUUUCCAUCUAAUUCUUCGGCAUGGAAGCCAAUAUUACCAUUUAAUUCUUUGACAUGGAAGCCAUUCUUUUGUGAUUGAGGUUUUCCUUUGCUAAAGUUAGAUGAGUCUGUAUUUUAUUUUCAGAUUGUUUAAUAAAUAUCAAGCUCUCUCUCGAGGUUACUGACAUUCAGAAGGGUAUCACCAUUGUAAAUUGCUUUGUACAAACUACAGGAUUAUUAUCAAUGAAGCAUUUCUUCAUUUUUCCUC